UUGGUAUCAGGUAGAAGUAAGACGCGUUAAAAAAAAAGUCGUUAUGGGAUGGUUUAGAAAUAGAAUUCGAAAUUUCACUAUUUUCAGGUAUUCCUGAAUCGUCGAUUAGAAAACUUUCGAUGAACUUUUUGUUGUAGUUUAUGUGUUUUUGAAACGGCUUAAAAUGCCACCGUUAUUGACGGAACAAAUCUCGAAUUAUUAUAACCCAGAAAUACCAAAUGAUUGUAUAUGUCGCAUCAAGUGUGUUUUGGUUGGAGAUGGUGCUAUCGGUAAAACGAGUUUAAUUAUUGGAUACACCACAAAUGGAUAUCCCAAGGAGUACAGGCCAACAGCCUAUGACAAAUAUUCAGUAACAGUGAAUGUAAAUAACCAACCAAUACGAUUACAGAUUUGUGAUACAGCUGGACAAGAUGAUUUUGAUGCUUUAAGGCCGCUUUGUUAUCCUCAUACUGAUGUUUUCAUCCUCUGCUUCAGUGUUGUUUACCCUACCUCUUUCUAUAAUAUUGCAGAGAAGUGGAUAUACGAAGUACGGCACCACUGUCCCAAAACGCCUAUCAUAUUAGUUGGUACUCAGUGUGACUUACGGACAGACAUAAAUGUUUUAAUUGACUUGGCAGACUAUAGAGAACAGCCCAUAAGUAAGCAUCAAGCAGAAGCUUUGGCUUCCCGAAUUGGAGCUGUCUCUUAUGUUGAAUGUUCUGCAGUGACACAGAAAAACCUGAAAGAGGUUUUUGAUACUGCACUCUUAUCGGCAUUGAAAACCAGAAGACCAGAGAUAAUGUCCUCAGAAAAGUAUGAGGAUAAGUCAAGAAGUUGGAAACUAAGUGACAAUCAAGGUUAUGUGAGUUUUGAAAGGAAGAGAAGUAAGCGUGGGUGGAGAAAACUUUGUUGUUUCUCUUAAAAACAUUGAAAUUAGUUUCCUUAUAAUUGAAGACAAACCAAUGACAUAAGUGCUUUUGUUUUAAUAAUGCUAUUGUUAAAUUUCAACUUUGGAUAAACAUGGUUAACCAAUUACAGGCAAGUUAAAAUGUGAAUCUUCAGAGUAGAUACCUUUGCUUUAUGAUUCAUACCAAGUCAAAUGUUCUUAAGAAGCGCAUGAUUAAAAAUAAAAAAUAAAUAAAUGCCUUUGUGCAAAAAGUAACACUAUAAACAGCAUUAUAUAAGUGAAAUUUCCAAAAAAUUAAAGCUUUUUAAAAAUGUAUUUAUAUUUUUUAAAUCUUAAACAUUGAUUAAAUGCAUAAUGAAUAGUUUAAAUAAUUAAUUCCGAAUUAAAAGUAAAAAAAAAUAAUUUACUUU
Messenger RNA from Uloborus diversus, 1296 nucleotides. Its product is annotated as cell division control protein 42 homolog. The record is from RefSeq and is a predicted model, not a curated record. Lineage: Eukaryota; Metazoa; Arthropoda; Arachnida; Araneae; Uloboridae. Bases 164 to 901 code for a protein of 245 amino acids. The transcript is spliced from 3 exons. Gene Ontology annotation, molecular function: GTP binding; GTPase activity. Gene Ontology annotation, biological process: small GTPase-mediated signal transduction.